Molecule: messenger RNA, 1338 nt
Organism: Fulmarus glacialis (Northern fulmar)
Lineage: Eukaryota; Metazoa; Chordata; Aves; Procellariiformes; Procellariidae
Gene: VPS33B
Product: vacuolar protein sorting 33 homolog B (yeast)
Exons: 16
Biological process (GO): intracellular protein transport; vesicle-mediated transport
Cellular component (GO): CORVET complex; lysosome
Source: RefSeq, a predicted model, not a curated record
AUAUUGUCAAUGCCGACAAGAUGUCGGGGAGGAGCAGGAAGUACAAGAUUAUCUUCAGCCCCCAAAAGUUUUACGCUUGCGAGAUGGUGCUGGAGGAAGAGGGAGUCUUUGGUGAUGUCACCUGCGAUGAAUGGUCCUUCUACCUGCUCCCCUUGGACGAAGACAUCAUCAGCAUGGAGCUGCCCGAGUUCUUUCGUGACUACUUCUUGGAGGGAGAUCACCGCUGGAUUAACUCCGUCGCUCGAGCCCUGCAGUUACUGAACUCCCUGUACGGGCCUUUCGGCAAGGCCUACGGGAUUGGCAGGUGUGCCAAGGUACGGCCCACGCUGCUGGGCUCGGCCGGUGCGCGGGGAAGCCUCCCUUACGUAACCCCUGUAAGGGACACGGACUACGUGACGGCGCUGUGCUCCCAGGUGGUGUAUGAGGGGCUGGUGGACGACACCUUCCGCAUCAAGUGCGGGAGCGUGGAUUUUGGGCCAGACGUCACCUCUUCUGACAAGAGUAUUAAGGUGUUGCUCAAUGCCCAGGACAAAGUCUUCAGUCAGAUUCGGAAUGAGCACUUCUCCAGCGUGUUCGGCUUCCUGAGCCAGAAGUCGCGUAACCUGCAGGCACAGUAUGAUCGGCGCCGCAGCAUGGACAUCAAGCAGAUGAAGAACUUUGUCUCCCAGGAACUGAAGGGACUAAAGCAAGAGCAUCGCCUGCUGAGCCUGCAUAUUGGUGCCUGCGAGUCCAUCAUGAAAAAGAAAACCAAGCAGGACUUCCAGGAGAUGAUCAAGGCUGAACAUUCUCUGCUGGAGGGCUUCGACAUCCGUGAGAGCACCAGCUUCAUAGAGGAGCACAUUGACCGGCAGGUGUCCCCCAUCGAGAGCCUGCGCCUGAUGUGCCUCCUGUCCACCACGGAGAACGGUCUCAUCCCCAAAGACUACCGCUCCCUGAAAACCCAGUACCUGCAGAGCUACGGGCCUGAGCACUUGCUGACCUUCCACAACCUCAAACGCAUCGGGCUGCUGACCGAGCAGUCGGCUGGAGAGACCCUGACUGCUGUGGAAAGCAAAGUCAGCAAGCUGGUGACGGACCGUGCUGCAGGAAAGAUCACAGAUGCAUUUAAUUCUUUGGCCAGGAAGAGCAAUUUUCGAGCCAUAAGCAAGAAGCUGGGGUUGAUCCCCCGGGUAGACGGAGAGUACGACCUGAAAAUGCCUCGGGACAUGGCUUAUGUUUUCAGUGGAGCCUACGUCCCCCUGAGCUGCAAGAUCAUUGAGCAGGUGCUGGAGCGCAGGGGCUGGCUGGGCCUGGAGGAGGUCGUGCGGCUGCUCAACGGCAACGAGUUUUCCAUCUCAG